AUGAGAUUCCUACGCCCCAUGCCUUCCACGGAACGCCCACAACAUGCUCGUCUCCCAGGAGAACGGAGCCUCGUCAGGAGGCUUGACUUGUUCCUGCUCACUUUUGGCUGUAUUUCUCAAGGUAUGCAGAAUUUCUGGGGCCUGAUAUUCCUCGACCAGACGAACAUCAAUAAUGCCUACGUUAGUGGCAUGAAAGAAGACCUCAAUCUCUACGGUAAUGAGCUGAACUACUUCGUCACCUACUUUAACAUUGGCUACUGCAUUAUGCUUAUUCCUUCCCUCGUCGUACUUUCUUACGUACGACCGUCGUUCUGGCUGUCUGGUCUUGAGGUCACAUGGGGAAUUCUCACCGGAUUGAUCGCUACGACACAUAACCACCGGCAGAUCUAUGCCAUUCGCUUUUUCCUAGGUCUCUGCGAGAGCAGUGCCUGGCCUGGCAUGAUGACUUUGUUCAUGCACUGGUACACGCCAUACGAGCUUGCGAAGCGCAUGGGGUUCUAUCAUUCUUGUCAGGCCGUAGGUAGCAUGAUGUCUGGGGCGAUGCAAGCAGCCAUCAGCAGCACCAUGGAGAAUCGCUACGGCAUUGCAGGAUGGAGAUGGUUGUUCAUCAUCAACUCAAUCAUCACGAUCGUUUGGGGGUUCACGGGACUCUUCAUGCUCCCAGAUCUACCGAACAAGCCUAACCCGCGCGCGGUGUGGUUCAAAGAUGGGUAUGCCGAUCUGGCUAUGCUUAGGUUGACCCGACAUGGUCGUGAAGAGCCCAAGAAAAUCUCAGUGCCUGGCGCCCGACGAACGCUAUCAUCACUUGUGGCCUGGAUCGUCGCUGUGCUCUACUGCUGCACCGUUCUCGGUAACUACGGCUACAACUAUUUCGGUCUCUUCCUUAAAAGCCUGAAGACCGCCAAUGGUGCACGACGGUGGAGCACUGCCGAAGUGAACGCUAUUCCCAUCGGAGGCAGCGCCAUCCAGAUUGUAUUUGUAUGGGUCUGGGCUAUAGUGUCCGACCAUUUCCAGAUCCGAUGGCAGCUCAUCGUGGCACAGGCAGCUAUCGCGCUGGCACCGCUGAUAACUAUGAGCGUCUGGACGCGACAUCCGGCCACUGUCAGCGUUGCUGCGCCUUAUGCCAGCUAUUUCAUAAACUUCACGGUGCUUGGGACGGCGCCUGUGAUCUUCUCCUGGCUGGCUGACCUGCUACCUCAAGACCCUGAAGUACGCUCACUGGCUGUUGGUCUUGCCAUCACCCUUGACUAUGCGAUUCAGGCUUGGUCGAACAAGUUGAUGUGGCCCGCUGAUAGGGCGCCUUACUAUAUUUAUGGCUACCCAGCGUAUGUGGCGCUGUUGAGCACUGCAAUCAUCGCCACCUGCUCGCUGAAGGUCUAUGACGUUCGCUUUCUCCGAAAACGUAGAGCAGCUUUCGCAUCAGCCUUGGUGGCCGGGAAAGUUGGCGAAGAUGGUACGGAAGAUGGGCCCAGCGAAGAAACGAGAGCUAGGAAAGACGACUUGAUUAAGGACCAGUCGACCAAUGAGAUUAUCACUGUGCCGGACAACGCGAGGCCAGCGUAA
Cyphellophora europaea CBS 101466 is the source of this 1563-nucleotide messenger RNA. RefSeq lists its product as uncharacterized. Gene Ontology annotation, cellular component: membrane. Bases 1 to 1563 code for a protein of 520 amino acids. Lineage: Eukaryota; Fungi; Ascomycota; Eurotiomycetes; Chaetothyriales; Cyphellophoraceae. Gene Ontology annotation, biological process: transmembrane transport. The record is from RefSeq and is a predicted model, not a curated record. Gene Ontology annotation, molecular function: transmembrane transporter activity. The transcript has 9 exons.